UCGACGACCGACCGCUCGACGAUAUCGACAAUCCCCCCUCGGACACACCACAGCCCACGCAGUCAAGAUGCGGUACAUUUACUCCGAGGAACGGCUGCCCAUCCCCGAGAAUGUGAAGGUUCACAUUCGCUCUCGCGUUGUGACCGUUGAGGGACCCCGUGGCAAGCUCGUCAAGGACCUCUCUCACAUCGCCGUUACCUUCGGCCGCCCCGAGAAGGAUGUCAUCUCCAUUCAGAUGCACCACGGUGUCCGCAAGGGAAUUGCCUCCCUCCGUACCGUCCGCACCCUCAUCAACAACCUGAUCAUCGGUGUCACCAAGGGCUUCAAGUACAAGAUGCGCUACGUCUACGCCCAUUUCCCCAUCAAUGUCAACAUUGAGAAGAACGCCGAGACCGGCUCUUUCGAGGUCGAGAUCAGAAACUUCCUGGGUGAGAAGUACGUCCGCCGUGUGACCGCCCAGCCCGGUGUUGAGGUCAUCACCUCUCCCAACGUCAAGGACGAGCUCCAGCUCUUCGGUAACUCCCUGGAGGGUGUUUCCCAGAGCGCCGCCGACAUCCAGCAGAUCUGCAGAGUCCGCAACAAGGAUAUCCGUAAGUUCCUUGACGGUCUGUACGUGUCGGAGCGGGGUAACAUUGUCGAGGAGUAAACGGUGUCUGUCCGCCUUGGUGGGUAGUGAAGGAUGUCUGGAGAAUAUAUUUUUCGCCUACUUGCAUAGGGAGCAACGCGAAAUUCAAAACCAAAAUCAUGGAAUUCAAAUGUCCUUUUACGUGUCCACGGGAAUGGAAGGCUCUUUCUUCGCGGGGAGCGCGGCUGUGUAGACUUACAAAAAAUGUUUUGCCUUCUUGAGCAAUCCGAUUUUUUUCUUAUUUCGUCAAACAAUGUAGACCACCGUGAAUACUUACUACCAUUGAACAUUGGGGAUGGGAGUGUAGUGUGAGGGUACAAAAGUGGUGUAAAGCAGGUAAUGCGGAAGUGUACUCGAUGGUUGUAGUUUUGCGGGGAAGCUCCGUCGCGAUCAUGUCAUCAUCUAUAGUUACUUCCCAUUUCUCCUCUCCGACAUGAACAUCUCCCCCUCCCUCUCUCUCAACACCCUCGAUUCAUGU
Molecule: messenger RNA, 1103 nt
Organism: Aspergillus heteromorphus CBS 117.55
Lineage: Eukaryota; Fungi; Ascomycota; Eurotiomycetes; Eurotiales; Aspergillaceae
Product: 60S ribosomal protein uL6
Exons: 5
Coding region: 68-646 (192 amino acids)
Biological process (GO): cytoplasmic translation
Cellular component (GO): cytosolic large ribosomal subunit; ribosome
Molecular function (GO): structural constituent of ribosome; rRNA binding
Source: RefSeq, a predicted model, not a curated record